AUGUCAAAAAUAAUAGAGGAAAUAAACGAAAUAAAAAAGAAAAUAAAUGAAAAGUUAUCUUCUGGGAAAUUAAAAAGGACACAGACUAAUGAAUUUUUAGAAGAAAUUAAAAGUGAUCUCAAAGAACUUGAACAAAAUGCUGAAGAAGGGUAUAAAAAAAUAACCCAGAAUGAUUUAAGUAGAAUUAAAGGGAGGCUCGAUGAAUUGGGAAAUGAGAUUAAAGAAUUUGAACGAGAGUUAAACAAAAAGAAUGAACAGUUAAAUAAAGAACUAGAAGAAUUAGCCGAAUGA
Ambispora leptoticha is the source of this 291-nucleotide messenger RNA. The record is from the annotation of a GenBank genome assembly. NCBI's taxonomy places the organism in Eukaryota, Fungi, Glomeromycota, Glomeromycetes, Archaeosporales, Ambisporaceae.